Molecule: messenger RNA, 2415 nt
Organism: Acanthisitta chloris (rifleman)
Lineage: Eukaryota; Metazoa; Chordata; Aves; Passeriformes; Acanthisittidae
Gene: EXO1
Product: exonuclease 1
Exons: 13
Coding region: 1-2415 (804 amino acids)
Biological process (GO): DNA recombination; mismatch repair
Cellular component (GO): nucleus
Molecular function (GO): metal ion binding; DNA binding; 5'-flap endonuclease activity
Source: RefSeq, a predicted model, not a curated record
AUGGGGAUCCAGGGCCUGCUGCAGUUCAUCAAGGAGGCUGCUGAGCCUGCCCACGUGAAGAAAUACAAAGGGCUGACGGUGGCGGUGGACACCUACUGCUGGCUGCACAAAGGCGCUUAUGCCUGCGCCGAGAAGCUGGCGCGGGGAGAGCCGACCGAUCAUUAUGUAGCCUUCUGUAUGAAACUUGUUGAUAUGCUCCUCUCAUUUGGAAUUAAACCAAUUUUGGUAUUUGAUGGAUGCACUCUGCCUUCUAAGAAGGAAGUGGAAAAGGCCCGACGAGAGAAGCGUCAAGCCAAUCUUCUGAAGGGGAAACAACUAUUGCAGGAAGGGAAGCUGUCUGAAGCUAGAGAAUGCUUUGGGCGCAGUGUAAAUGUUACCCACAUUAUGGCUCAUGAAGUUAUUAAAGCUGCACGAGCCCGGGGAGUUGAUUGUAUUGUUGCUCCUUAUGAAGCUGAUGCUCAGUUGGCUUUUCUUAGUAAGACUGGCAUGGUUCAAGCUAUAAUUACAGAAGACUCUGAUCUUUUAGCUUUUGGAUGUAAAAAGGUGUUUCUGAAAAUUGACAAGUUUGGUAAUGGACUAGAGAUAGAUCAAGCUCGACUCGGAAACUGCAAGCAGCUUGGAAAUGUAUUUACAGAAGAGAAAUUCCGCUACAUGUGUAUUCUUUCUGGUUGUGACUACCUCUCCUCAAUCCAUGGAAUUGGGUUAGCUAAGGCAUGCAAGUUACUGAAAUUAGCUAACAAUCCAGAUAUUAUAAAGGUUAUUAAGAAAAUGGGGCAGUAUUUGAAAAUGAAUAUAACAGUGCCAGAAGAAUACAUAGAAGGUUUUACACGAGCUAACAAUACAUUCCUUUAUCAGUUAGUUUUUGAUCCUGUCAACAGAAAACUAGUUCCUCUGAAUGCAUAUGGGGAUGAUAUUGAUCCAGAAACACUAACUUAUGCAGGACGACAUUUUGGUGAUGGUACUGCUUUUCAAAUUGCCAUUGGUAACAUUGAUAUCGAUACAAUGGAACAAAUUGAUAAUUAUAACCCUGACACUGCACAGCCUGUACAGAAAAGAAGUUGUGGCUGGAAUGACAGACAUACUAACCAUGUAAACAGCAUUUGGAGCAAAGAAUACAAGUUUGGCACUAAUGAAGAUAUUGCUCCUCCUAAAAUGCAUUUACUAGAGAAACCAACAACCAAAGGCAUGGAGAAGAUAAUUAGUCUUAAAGGGCUAAAACUUUCUGGGAAAGAGCUCUUGGCAAAAAGGCCGAGGAGUGAAGAAAUCUCAGAUGGAGAUCUCUUGAAGGAAUACUCAUUUUCAAAAACAAAAAGAAUCAAGGAGAAUGAUCAUGAUGGUCAAGCACAAAAGAGUGUCUCAGCAAUACACAGCCUUGACUCUGCAGGGAAUUCCAUCGAUCAAGAGAGCUCUAGCUCCCUGCCCAGAGUUAGAAAUAAAUUUGCUUCCUUUUUACAAAAGAAAAACAAAGAGAAGGAUGCUGUAAUUGUUCCAGGAAUAAGAAGCAGGUUUUUCUGCAAUGAUGCAGUUACAUUUGAUGGUAGAGCAGAUGAGGAUGAUGGUAAUCUAACUCAAGAUGCUGAGCAGGAUUGCCACAAACAGCAAGUAACACAUGUAGAAGAUGUUUCUCAGUUUUCAGGAACUGAAAAAUCAACAAGGACUAUCAUUACACCUCCUGGAGAAAUGCACAAAAGUUGUUUCCAGUGGUUUGUAAAUAAUUCAGGAAAUCCUAGUCCCUCUCAUACUGUAUUUUCACAGCAGUUUCACCAACAGAGAAACAACUGCAUUGUAUCCAAGGAAGAUCAAAUUAUUGGGGUACAAGCAGAGGAUGAGGCAGCGUGUGAUGAAUCAGACGAAGAGUCCUCUCCCUUAAUACAACUAGAAGACUCAUCACAGUCUCAAGCAUCCUGUGAGCCAUCAAAAUACAAUUUGGUGUCUUCAGAAGUACUGCAAGUGUCCAAUAACAGUUCAGAUGCAAAGGAAUCUGACUCCAAUUCAAAACUGGCUGAUGAUCAAUGUACUUCGUCUCGAGUAUUUUCUGCUCUUCAAACUUACAAAAAAAAUACCAUCAUAAAGACCAAGGUUCCUGGUUUACAGAGAUCCAGUUGUAUAAGGUCACGAAUUGUAACAAAGCUCAAGCCAUUGAUACCAGCUAAAGCAAGUGGGUUAAGCAGGAAACUGUCACCUGUGCAGAAGAGAAAUGACUCUGAUGCUGAAAAUAAGCUGGGACUGCAAGCCACCAUUAGUGAUCUUCGGAGAAGCUUCCAGUUUAAAAGAGAGUACGAAAAACUUCCUUCUUGUAAAAAGUCAGAUCCUUUGUCUCCAAUCAAAGAUAAUAUACAGCUCACUCCAGAAACCGAAGAAGAAAUCUUUAAUCAUCCCCAACACAGUCAUGUCCAGAGAGCUAUAUUCCAGUGA